Molecule: messenger RNA, 1293 nt
Organism: Seriola aureovittata
Lineage: Eukaryota; Metazoa; Chordata; Actinopteri; Carangiformes; Carangidae
Product: fatty acid-binding protein, liver-like
Exons: 3
Coding region: 554-946 (130 amino acids)
Biological process (GO): fatty acid transport
Cellular component (GO): cytosol; nucleus
Molecular function (GO): fatty acid binding
Source: RefSeq, a predicted model, not a curated record
CCGUCCGUCCGUCUCAGAAACACCUUGAAGGAACUUCCUCAAAUUUGCUACUAACAUUCACCUGGAUGAAAUUAUUAGAUUUUGGUGGUCAGAGGUCAAAGGUCAGUGUGACCUCAGCAAACACCUUUUAGACAUUACUCAAGACUUGUUGAGAACCUCUCACAUGAAUGCUUCAUAUUCUCUCUGACUCUGGAGAAACAGGGAUGUGACCUGGAACUAGUCUGAGUGGCGGAGGGAUACGACCACGAGGAGCUGGUUCUAGUUUUGUUGGAUUUGUAGAAAUGGGACACAUAGUGUAGCUGGUAGAGAGAAAAGGGGGGGAAAUAUAAACCACCUGUACAACAACAAUACUUGAUCUAUUGAUGUAAGAUGUGACACCACGGCCUGAGUACGGACCAACAGGAAGUUGCGUCUGUUGUUGGUCUCAUUGGAAAUUCCAGUCUAAAUAACAGGGAGUUUGAAGUCCCCGACCUGCCAACCAGCAGGACGUGAUGGGAUUUGACAAGAAGAAGAACAACAAACAUCCUCAGGCAACACACGCAGCAGGUUAGUUAUGGACUUCAACGGCACCUGGAAGGUUUAUUCUGAGGAAAACCUGGAGGAGUUCCUGCAAGUAGCAGAUGCACCUGAAAUGAUUGUGAAGAUGCGUAAGGAGGUGAAACCGGUGAUAGUGAUCGAGCAGAACGGCAAAGACUUCACCUGCACGAUGAAGACUCCCGUCUGCACCAAAGUCCAUUCAUUCAGCAUCGGGAAAGAGUCGGAGGUGACGUCUGUGGACGGCAGGAAGUUCAAGUGCACUGUCAGAGAGGAGGGCGGGAAGCUGAUCGCUCAGACCGAUAAGUUCACCUCUGUCCGAGAGAUCCAGGGCGACGACAUGGUCGAGGUUCGUGUCUUUGGUUCUUUUAAAAGCUGCUGUGAAGACGAAGGAUUCAGGGUCAGAAUGUGAAUCAUGUUGAUUUGUGUCUCUGCUUCCUCACUGCUGCAGACCGUCACUGCUGGAUCUGUGACCUUCAUCAGCAGAAGUAAACGAGUCUAAUCAGCAGAUCUCUCAGCCCUUCUCAGGCAGCAGGAAAUUAUGAACAAAACUAAAUACAUUUAUGAAUAAAUUUGAAUGAUUUAAAUGAACCAACAUGUUUGUUUUAUUCAGUCUGCUGCAUGGACAAAAUAUAAGACCACCGGCUACUGGAGACAGACAUACUGUAUAAAAGGCCUUUAAUACAUAAUCAAUCAAUCGAUCAAUCAGUUAAUCAAUCAGACUGUGAUUGUACAGAAUAAAAGUAAUAAAAAAAACAA